Messenger RNA from Mauremys reevesii (Reeves's turtle), 2086 nucleotides. It is a transcript of the gene CASTOR2, whose product is annotated as cytosolic arginine sensor for mTORC1 subunit 2. The transcript has 13 exons. Gene Ontology annotation, biological process: negative regulation of TORC1 signaling; cellular response to L-arginine. Gene Ontology annotation, cellular component: cytosol. Lineage: Eukaryota; Metazoa; Chordata; Testudines; Geoemydidae. The record is from RefSeq and is a predicted model, not a curated record. Bases 501 to 1499 code for a protein of 332 amino acids.
GUCAGGCUCAGAGGGUGAGAGGAAAGGAUUAUUUUUAAAUAUCAUUUUUUUAAAAAAGGGGAAGUCAUUUGAUUCAUCUUUUAGAAUGUUUUCUAUGGUAUGUAAGCUGUGUGACCGUCUGGCAGGCUUUACUGAGCAUCCCCUACAGCACUGGAAACCUAAGCACCGCAGCAGAGAAUAAAACAGAGUGUUAAAAGAACCUGCCCAUUGGAGAAAUCCAAGCUGAGUAACCUCCUUGGUUGAGCAGGGAAAAGUGCACCAGACUUUUGAAAUUCAUUGUAAACAAUCCAAAGUGAUGCUCACUAUGCAGAUUCUUUUACUGCCUCCUUGAGAAGCUAUCUAGUGCCUUUCAAAUGGUGGUAUGUGAUUGGCACACAGUUCACUAGCCCAUACAAUGAGCCCCUGAUUGGAGCCUCUGGAUACCACUAUGAUAUACAAUAAUAAACGUUUGCACUUCUCUGCACACCCCACCUCUUUGGCGAUCUCAUGGUACAUCACAAAUGUGUGUUUCGCUGUGCCUCGGAGAGCUAGACCCAAAGACAGAUGCUUCAGAGAAAGAAACGCUGCUUAUGUUGAUCUGGGUAAAGCGAUCAGCUGCUGUUCCUGGGAUUCUACAGCUCAGGUGCAAGUUCUUCAGUCUCACGGAAACGCCAGAGGACUAUACGAUCAUUGUGGAUGAAGAGGGGUUUCUAGAGCUCCCUUCGUCAGAACACUUGAGUGUGGCAGAUGCUACGUGGCUGGCUCUCAAUGUGGUUUCAGGCGGAGGCAGCUUCUCCAGCUCCCAGCCCAUCGGGGUGACCAAGAUUGCCAAGUCAGUAAUAGCGCCACUGGCUGACCAAAACAUUUCUGUGUUCAUGCUCUCCACCUAUCAGACGGACUUCAUCCUGAUACGUGAGCGGGACCUGCCCUUCGUGAUGCAUACGCUGGCUGCUGAGUUCACCAUCCUUAGGGUCGUGAACGGGGAGACGGUGGCUGCUGACGACUUCGGGAUAACGAAUGGGUUUGUCAAGCCGAAAAUGGUUCAGAGGCCUGUUAUCCAUCCUCUUUCCAGUCCCAGUAAUAUGUUCUGUGUCACCAGCCUGGAUCCAGAUACCCUUCCAACUGUCGCUACACUCCUAAUGGAUGUCAUGUUUUACUCCAAUGGAGUAAAAGACACAGUGGUGGGCAGUGAAGACUCUGGACACAUUCGCUUUUUCUCCUUCUCUCUCAUUGAGGGUUACAUCUCCUUGGUGAUGGAUGUACAGACACAGCAGAGGUUUCCUAAUAAUUUGUUGUUUACAAGUGCAUCUGGAGAACUCUGGAAGAUGGUUCGGAUUGGCGGGCAGCCACUUGGCUUUGAUGAAUGUGGAAUUGUCGCUCAGAUUUCUGAGCCUUUGGCCGCCUCCGACAUCCCAGCCUAUUACAUCAGUACUUUUAAGUUCGAUCACGCAUUGGUACCCGAAGAAAAUAUAAAUGGCGUAAUCAACGCACUCCAAGUCAGUCAAGCUGAAAAGCAUUAGACAUCGUCUGAGCUGGUUGCAGAUGCUUUUUUAUUAUUAUUCCUUUUCUCACAGUAUUUCUUGAAAAAUCUGACUCCAGAGAGAGAGAUUGAGGUGCCAUGAAAAGAGACUGUGAACUGAUGAGCAAAAGUCGCUCCAACAAGCUUUUUUUCUUUCUUUCUUUCUUUCUUUCUUAAAAGUGGGAGGGCGGGGAGUUGUUAUGAUGGUUUCCUGACAUUAGACUCCAAAGCAAAAUGCUUUCUUGCUUUUUUUGGUGUGAAAGGAAUUGCAGGUAGAGAUGUAGCCUCUCACUGAAAUGCAGAGGUAUAGACAGGUUGCAUACACAGCAGCUUUAGGGAGAGCUUCAAAGCAACACCUGAGGGGGAAGAGCUGUUUGUUUUUUAGCAGAAAGCAUGAAAAGCAUAAAGGAAAGAAAUGUGGAAUUAAAAGGAAAACAAAAUGUUGAACUGUAUUGAUCUUUCUACUAGCAUCAGACUAUAUAAAAAUGGUAACAAUCCCUUAUGAGCUAUGUUCAGAUUGGAUACUGUUUUCCUUCACAAUUCAAUGUUGUGAGAGGGUGGGAAAUAACUAUUUUUUUUCUUCUGCAA